Podospora pseudopauciseta is the source of this 882-nucleotide messenger RNA. RefSeq lists its product as uncharacterized. The record is from RefSeq and is a predicted model, not a curated record. Bases 1 to 882 code for a protein of 293 amino acids. NCBI's taxonomy places the organism in Eukaryota, Fungi, Ascomycota, Sordariomycetes, Sordariales, Podosporaceae. The transcript is spliced from 2 exons.
AUGGCCUCUGACCAGAAGCCCUUGAACGGAUUCCAAACGCCUCCCAGCAACAAGACUGAGAACUGUCCUCAAGGCGCCGUCGAUUCCCAAGCCAAUCCCGCGAUGUCUUCCACCAGCGCGACCCCUCCCCCAAAUUCGCUGGCCCCUCAUGUUCAAGUGUCUUUUGGGUCCCCUUCUACCAUCACCAGCCCAGCCCCGUUCAAUCGCGCCGUCUCUGUUCCCAGAGGUACCCCAAAAUCCUUUUCCUCCCAAUUAAAUGCAGUGUCUUGGUCCACUCAGGACAUCGCCGACAACAUCUAUGCCACCCUCGAGGUCCAACCCGAGGUCGUCUCCAGGCUCGACGUCCUCCAGCAUCUGGGAGUCAACAUCCACCACCCUCACAUUGCUCGUCCUGGCGGCCUGGGUAGCCUGCUUGGAAUCUGGAAUGAGCUGGCUGGAUACUCCAACAAGCAAAUUCGGGAUUUGAAGAACAAGAAUGCCAGUCUGAAUCAUGAGAUCAGCAACUUGAAGAGAAAGAUUGCCGACCUCGAAGCUAGUGACACAAAGCCCGAUCAAGAGAUGGCCGGUACCGAAAAGAAAGAAACCGCCAAAGAGCCCACCCGAUUUGAUGGCUCCGAGCCUAACAAGUAUGUUCGGUAUUUCAACUUUAUGCUCUGGAAACGCGACAUCACCCGCGCCUGGAGCGACAAGCCAGACACCUUCAAAACGGAGAAGGUCAAGAUCUGCUACAUCUUGUUUUUCCUUGACGGCGAUGCUUUUUGGGAUAUUGCUGAUGCUGUCGAGGCGAUUGUGAACAGCGAUCAGAGCAGCGAUGCUUGGGAGUUCAAGACGGGCGAGGAGCUGCUCGAUCACCUCACAGAGAAAUAUGGGAAGCGAGAGUAG